Mizuhopecten yessoensis (Yesso scallop) is the source of this 1542-nucleotide messenger RNA. Its product is annotated as peptidyl-prolyl cis-trans isomerase-like. The transcript has 8 exons. The coding region runs from base 36 to 929 and encodes 297 amino acids. The record is from RefSeq and is a predicted model, not a curated record. Gene Ontology annotation, molecular function: peptidyl-prolyl cis-trans isomerase activity. Gene Ontology annotation, biological process: protein peptidyl-prolyl isomerization. NCBI's taxonomy places the organism in Eukaryota, Metazoa, Mollusca, Bivalvia, Pectinida, Pectinidae.
GGAAGUACAACAACACGUUACCAAGGAAAACAGCAAUGGCGGCUCCAGUCCAGAAAGUGGCGAUCAACGGCUUACUGAACGAUGUUACAUUUCAGAGAGCUCGAUAUUGUCUUGAGGACCUCAUCAGCAAAUAUGGCUCUGACAUAUUUGUGGAGCCUGUCAUAAAUGGGAUGCUUGAGUUUGAAUGGGAUCUGUUUAUCGACGCAAAGAAAAAGGAAUUAAGAGGAGAAACCUGGACUUUUGAGGACAAAGCCAUUUGCUUUGUGAAUGGACAGCUGCUAGGAGGUCCAGAUAAAUUCAUUGACUGGGCGGAAGAAAACUAUGGGUUUGAAGAGUUCCGACCACUGCCUCUGUACUCAACACUUACAGAAGAGUCCUAUAAAAACCACCUCAACUGCAACAAUCAUGAGUAUAUUUACAUGGACAUAUCGGUGGGAGAGAAAGCUACUGGUCGUCUGGUUAUAGAGUUGUUUACAGACCUAGUCCCUAGGACAUGUGAAAACUUCAAAGCGUUGGUAACAGGAGAGAAGGGAGUAUCACCAGAAAGUGACUACAAACUACACUACAAAAACUCACUGUUUCACAGAAUCGUCCCGAAAGGCUGGAUACAGGGUGGAGAUAUAUACCACAGUCGAGGGAAUGGUGGAGAAUCUAUCAACGGACCGGUAUUUGAAGAUGAGAACUUUGCAGUAUCACAUUCCAAGAGAGGUAUAGUUGGGAUGGCCAACAGGGGGCGCCACACCAACGGAUCACAGUUCUACAUUACUCUAGAGCCGACAAAGUGGAUGGACACCAAAUAUGUGGCCUUUGGACAAAUCAUAGAGGGUACAGAAACACUACGACAGAUGGAGGAGCAGGAAACGAUGAAUGAGCGACCAAACACAGAAAUUAAGAUUACUGACUGUGGGGUGUGUACUUAUGAGUUUUAAGUAACAUUGGUCAAGGAGAAAGAAAGACAAAACAACAUUGGUCGAGGUGAAAGAAAGACAAAAAACAUUGGUCGAGGAGAAAGAAAGAACAACAUUGGUCGAGGAAAAAGAAAGACAAAAAACAUUGGUCGAGGAGAAAGAAAGACAAAACAACAUUGGUCGAGGAGAAAGAAAGUCACCUACAUGAAUGAAAACAUAGUUACAAAGGAAGAUCAUGUGAGCAAUUUCAGGAGGCAAAAAAGAUUUACUCCGGAUGGUAAAUCAAUGUAUAAACGACGCACAUGAAGCAAAAAUUUACAUUUCAGGAUAGGCAAGGCAAAACAAGAUGUGUGUUUCCAACAGUUAAAUUUCCAUCUUGCUCUAUUAAAUCAGUGAAAUUCUAUAAAAAAAAAAAAGGAAAAGAAACCCAACACUGUAUCUGCAAUGUGUUUUGGAAAAAAACACCCAAAAAACUCAUUGUAGAGAGCAUAAAUGGAAGCUGAAAUAUUUCAGAAAAAAGUCAGUGUCUAAAUAAGUAUCUGCUGUCUAUACAUGAAUUUGUACAUAAUGUGUAUAUCAUAUAUUUUUUGUAAAUAUCAUUUGAUAAUAAAAAAAAACCAUUUAUACAAAACUA